Pogona vitticeps (central bearded dragon) is the source of this 824-nucleotide messenger RNA. Lineage: Eukaryota; Metazoa; Chordata; Lepidosauria; Squamata; Agamidae. The record is from RefSeq and is a predicted model, not a curated record.
CCCAUCAGCCUCAGCCAACAUGGCCAAUGCUCCACCAGUCACAGAAACACCCAGGCCAAAAGGUGAAAGUGUUCAGUUCUUAGGACAGAGGAGGAACUCCAAAGUGCAAAUGAACUCUGGGUCAAAAAUGAUCUAUCUUUCAAAAAUGCUGACUCUGUAUGAACAAUGCAUCCGUGUGCUUCAAAAUAACAUUGACUUGCUUCAUGAAGUCGGAGGAGUCCCCUUUGAAAUGCUAGAACCUGUUUUGACUCGUUGUACACCAGAACAGUUGCUUCGGAUAGAGGACUGCAAUCCAAAAUUUGUGGAUGAAUCUGACCUCUUAUGGAAGAUACAUUGUCAAAAAUACUUCAGAAAUGAGCAGCCUUUGGAAUAUGAAUCAUGGCGUGAAAUGUACCUGAGACUCUUCAAUCAAAGAGAAGAAAAACUGAAGUCUCUCACCAAAAACAUUCUUUCAGCUCAGUCUGACAAAUCUAAAGGCCGCCAAGUCAAAAUGGCUUUCAUACAUGGCAUGGCAAAGUCACCCAGACGUCUUCGCGGUCAGCAAGACAUCUAUGGCACCUCAGGGCCUCUUAUUCAACUUCAGUCUAAAUCAAAGAAUUCAGAAAACAAAGAGAAAAGUGAGACAUCUUCAGACUCCAAUAAAUGCAUCAAGGUAGCAUCUGCUAGGUCAUGCAUUUUCAGGAGUGGACCAGGUCAGCAUGUGAAGAAACCUCCCAAAAAAAUUGCUCCGAUUAUGAGGAAAUCGCUGAGAGCCUUCAAAAACAGAGUUGGGCCACGGUAAAUGAAUACUUAAAGCUUGACUAUCAUUCUAACACCAGAUUUAA